AUGCCUCUCAUUGCGCAGAACCCCCAGCCCAGAGUCAUUCUCGGGCUAAUGACCUUUGGUCCCUCUGAGGACAAGGGUGCCCGGAUUACCUCGCUCGACGAGUACAACAAGUGCCUCGAUUACUUCCAGCAGCAAGGCUUCAAUGAGAUCGACACCGCUCGCAUCUACGUCGGUGGGGAGCAGGAGGCUUUUACGGCCAAGGCGAACUGGAAGUCGCGCGGCUUGACUAUUGCUACCAAAUGGUACCCGCACCAGCCCGGCUUUCACAAGCCGAACAUCCUCCGUGAGAACUUCGAGCUUUCUCUGAAGGAGCUGCAGACUGACACUGUUGAUAUCUUCUAUCUGCAUGCUGCGGACCGCGCGACUCCAUUUGCCGAGACACUCGAGGCUGUCAACCAGUUACACAAGGAGGGCAAGUUUGUUCAGCUUGGUCUGAGUAACUUCACUUCCUUCGAGGUGGCUGAGAUCUGUACGCUGUGCGCUGCCAAUGGAUGGGUUCGUCCUACCAUAUACCAGGCCAUGUAUAAUGCCAUUACACGCAAUAUCGAGACAGAACUCGUCCCUGCCUGCCACCGGUACGGCCUCGACAUAGUCACUUACAACCCUCUAGCCGGUGGUCUCUUCUCUGGAAAAUACAAGACACGCGAUAUCCCCGCCGAAGGCAGAUUCGGCGAGGGAAGCGCAACCGGCUCCAACUACCGCCAACGCUACUUCCGAGAUGCUACCUUCGAAGCUCUUAGCCUGAUCGAGCCCGUUGUGGAGAAGCACGGUCUCACCUUGUUGGAGACUGCUCUUCGCUGGGUGCGACACCACUCUGCGCUACGAAUGGAUAAUGGCGGCCGUGAUGGUGUCCUCGUCGGUGUUAGCAGCUUUGGUCAGCUUGAAACCAACCUUGCUGAUCUCCAGAAGGGUCCUUUGCCUGAGGAGGUUGUUCAGGCUUUGGAUAAGGCUUGGCUUGUUGCCAAGGCCGAGUCACCUGUUUAUUGGCAUCUGGAUCUGAAGUAUACCUACGAUACUCAGAAGGCUUUGUAUGGGCCUAAAUCGGAGGAGAAUCCCCCUGACCACGGCGGAUUCCAUGCAAUAAUCAAGACGAUCAACAACUCCCUCAUCAACGACGCUGUGGCUUCAGAUACCUUUGAGCUCUCAGAGCCACGGGUGAUCUCAACCCCGGACACAGUCCACGAUUCGACUCACGACUCCCAAGACUCAGACGACGAGAUGGCUGUAAAUCGCCCCCCAUUGCACCGACCCACGGAUGGCCGCUCGCAACAACCCCUGCUUAAAGAUGGCCGCCAGGGUCGUCUAUCCCGCUCAAGCUUUGAAAAUGAUGACACAGAAGGCCGGCCCAUGCUGCACCAUACCAGACGCCCUACCAUCCGGAGUAAGAGCCCGGAACACGACGCUGCCCAAGCGACUCGCAAGAAAUAUAUGAUUGCAUCGGGAUUCCUCCUGCUCAGCUUGGCUAGCUUCGUCGUCCAAACGGAGACUGCUUCGUACAUCCAGAAUGAGCUGGGUUGGAAGAAACCCUAUUGCAUGCUCUAUAUGACCCACGGUUCUUGGUCCUUGCUUUGGCUGGUCCAACUCGGAAUCCUUCGAAUCCAAAAACGGAAGAUGUCAUGGGAGGCGUUCUGGCGACGACACGUCUUUCUCCUUCGCACUACUGCGCAAAUGGUUGAAUCCCAGGAUGUACACCUCACCAACCGCUCUUCAAAUAGAUCUCCUAUCCCGUACAUGGUUAAGACCACCGCUUUUGUGACUACUGCGCUCACAAUCGCCGGAGGCUCAUGGUAUGUCGCGGUCAACAUGACGACGGCCAGUGACCUGACAGCUAUUUACAACUGUUCCGCUUUCUUUGCGUACGCAUUCUCCAUUCCUCUCUUGAAUGAGAAGCUACGCUUCGACAAGGUGUUCUCCGUUGCAGUCGCUACUAUUGGUGUGAUGGUCGUUGCGUACGGUGACCGACCUGAGAAGAAGGCCUCCAAAGGGGGCGAUGAUGGAGCCCAGAACAGGCUGCUUGGCAAUAUCGUCAUUGGUAUUGGAAGCGUUCUUUACGGACUGUAUGAGGUGCUCUACAAGCGCUUCGCCUGUCCUCCGGAAGGUACCAGUCCGGGCCGUGGUACAAUCUUUGCCAAUACCUUUGGCAGUCUGAUCGGAGCCUUUACUCUUCUCGUGCUGUGGAUCCCCUUGCCUUUCCUACACUGGACGGGAUGGGAGACCUUUGAAUGGCCCACAGGCGAGGCAGGCCGGAUGUUGAUCGUCUCCGUGUGUGCCAAUGCGACAUUCUCCGGUUCAUUCCUGGUGCUUAUUUCUCUGACAUCACCUGUCCUCUCAUCAGUUGCUGCGCUUCUCACUAUCUUCCUCGUCGCUCUGGUGGACUGGUUCCGAACAGGCGAUCCUCUUUCUAUGGCAUCUAUCAUUGGUGGCAUUUUGAUCAUGGUUGCAUUUUUCAUGCUGAGCUUCAGCACUUAUAGAGAAAUGAACGAGGAGCGCAAGAAGCAUCUCGAGAAUGACGAAGUCGAGUCUGACAGUGAUGCAUAG
Molecule: messenger RNA, 2538 nt
Organism: Penicillium antarcticum
Lineage: Eukaryota; Fungi; Ascomycota; Eurotiomycetes; Eurotiales; Aspergillaceae
Exons: 5
Coding region: 1-2538 (845 amino acids)
Source: RefSeq, a predicted model, not a curated record